CAUCACUAAUGAUAACAGUGUUAUCGACAGUAUGGACGACUCCCCCGGAUCCAAAGCAGCAAUUAUCUUGGCUUUAAUCACUGAAUAUUUCUCUUAUAUUCUUACGUAGCAAAAUGGAAUGACGACAGAGUAAAUCUCACUUCAGGGAAACUACAUUUGCAGCUGUCAUUGUGUACAGGUUGAGCUGUCACAGGAAUCUUUCAACUCCGAUGGGUCAGGCACUGUGGAGGCUGCCACCCAGACAACAGCAGCAGCUUCAGGAAGAACUUGUCGGCCGGCUUGCUGACACAGGAGGAGCAAGACGAGAGCAAGGGCGGGAUGAGCGGCCACUGAGAAGAGUUCCACAGCAUUGUUAUGGCCCUGACAUAUACCAUUUGCUGAAAACACGCAGAGGAGGCAAAGAGCAGCAUGGUUUUAUAGAUUUGGAGAUGCUCCCACCAGAGUUAGGCAUAACCAUACUGUCAUACCUGAAUGCCACUGAUCUGUGUCUGGCUGGCUGUGUGUGGCAGGACCUAGGAAAUGAUGAAUAUCUCUGGCAGGGGCUCUGUAAGUCCACAUGGGGUCACUGCUCCAUCUACAACAGAAGGCUGCCUGCUGGUUUCUCAUAUAGAAGACUAUAUCUACAGCUAGAUGAAGGCAGCCUCACAUUCAACGCAAACCCACAGGAGGGUAUCAGUUAUUUCAUGUCUAAGGGCAUACUAGGGGAUCACCCCACGGAGCUGGCUAAGUUCAUCUUCUACACCCGACGGCUCAACUGGAAGAUGCUGAGGAUUUAUCUGGAUGAGAGGCGUGAUGUUUUGGAUGAGCUGGUGACCCUUCAUAACUUCAGCAAUCAGUUCCUACCCAAUGCUCUGAGGGAUUUCUUCAGACACAUUCAUGCACCGGAGGAGAGAGGAGAGUAUCUGGAAACGCUCAUCACCAAAUUUAGCCACCGGUUUUGUACCUGCAACCCUGGUCUUGUUCGGGAGCUGGGACUCAGCCCUGACGCCGUGUACGUUCUGUGCUACAGUCUGAUCCUGCUGUCCAUCGAUCUAACCAGUCCUCACGUCAAAAACAAAAUGUCAAAGAGGGAGUUCAUCAGGAACACUCGCAGAGCGGCACAUAACGUCUCGGAUGAUUUUGUGGGUCAUCUUUACGACAACAUAUACUUGAUCGGCCACGUGGCUGCAUAGCUCCACUCAGCAGCUCUCUGACAGAAAUCCUCGCACUGCACCAGAGUACGAAUCAGCGACUCUGAAACGUAUGGAAAAUUGUGAAGAAAAAACAUGCAAUGCCCUCCCGGAAGCAUAACAACAACGUACUCUGUAGAGCAUUUUCCACUGCACUGUGGGAGAGACAAUGCUACCAAAUCGUCUGAAUGUUCUUAGAUUUAUGUCUUUUUUUUAAAUAUGUUUAAACAAAGCGAAGGCAAGGGAGGAUGGUUUAAAUUCAAACCAUAAAGACGAGCUCUGGUACUGCACUGACACCUAGUACUACUAAAGCGGUGGAAGGACGAGUCCUUAGACUGUCAGACACAGGGACAGUUUUUCCUUUUCAAUGCUGACUACUUCAUAAUCACCAGCAGGACUAUUAUGUUCAAGCGGAAGAUAUAACCCACUAAUAUCACUUAGUACAAGCACGUGUGAUCAGUUGAGGUUGUUACUGGAAUCCUCUUCCACUUCUCCAUGAUGACAUGACACUACAUACAGUGGGGAAAAUUAGUAUUUGAUCCCCUGCUGAUUUUGUAGGUUUACGCCCCUUAUCACGAUAUGAAGAGUCCAUCAUUUUUAUGUUAGGUUUAUUGUAACAAAGAGAGGCAGAAUGUUAAAAAGAAAUCUGGCAAAAUUAAUAUUAAACAUACAUUAAUUUGUAUUGGAUUGAGAGAAAUAAGUAUUUGAUCCCCUACCAGCCAGCAAGCAUUCUGAUGCAUAACAGACCGGUCUGUCCAUGAAGUACACAAGUUAGAAAGUACUCCUAAUCUCAACUCAUUAUGUGGAUAAAAGACACCGCUUCCAUUCAAACACCACCACCAUGGGCAAGACAAAGAGCUGUCAAAGGGCCUCAGUGACAUGAUGAUAGACCUGUACAAGCCUGGAAUGGAGUACAAGAGCAUCAGCAAGAAGCAUGUUGAGAAAAAGGGUCAGUUUAUUUUAAUAAGUUUAUUUGACAGUGGACAUCUGAAUGAGUCAGACAAGGCUUGGGAGAAUGUGAUGUGGUCACAUGAGACCAAAAUUGAACUCUGUGGAAUCAAGUGGACUGGACGUGCUUAGAGGCAGAGAAAUGGUGAAUAUGAGCCCAGCAACGCCGUGAAACAGUCUGCUUUGGGAAUGUUUCUCUGACCAAAAUCCCUCCUGGGAGAAACGUCUGACAUCUGUGCUCGUUCUCAAGUCUCGUUAUCAAGUAUUUCUCCACCAAGGAAAUUACAAAUACAAAUUCAUUUAUAAUGUUCAAGGGGGGGAGGGGGAGGAUUUCUGGACUGUGCAUAUCUUGGUAACCCUUAAAAAAAUCAAUAGGGGAUCGAAUACUUAUUUUCCACUGUACUGCAAUUCAUAUUUCCCUUCAGCAAACCACAGCUUGGCAGCACUCAUGCCGCUACCGGUAUCACGCCAUACAAGCUGUACACUGACUACUCUAAAGUACUAAAUAUCAUUUCUAUAGUAUUGUCUUUAGGCAAUAUGUAUAAAAAAUGUUCAGGGUGUACUCACUACAGUGAGUAAGCGUAGUGAAGCAGUUUGAACUGGAGUGAUUUCCACAACAUAGCCUUUUAGUCACUGACAAACAAUCAAAAUUACAAUUUAGAUAAUAGGCUGCACAAUGUCCUAGUGGUUAGUAUGAUGGCCUUACGUUGGGACAACGAUGGUUCAGAUUUCCGUGUGAAGUUUGCAUGUGCGCCGUGUGUGUAAAAAAAAAAAAAAAAAAAAAUCCAUUAUCUUUUCAGUUGUUGUCUUAACACGAAACAUUGCUUUUUGAAAUGAUCGUGUCCCUGUUGGAGAACGUCUUGGUUUGCUUGUAAAUGCUAUUCAUUUUGUCACUUUCCCACACUGAUGAAGGAUAGUGUAUAGAAAUUAUGAACACCAUUUAUGGAAAUGCUUCCUUGGUGAUUUGAAUGCUAUGUAAGUGGAUUUCGUCACCAAUGGUUAACUUAUUAAAACUUGGCUACCGUG
Molecule: messenger RNA, 3143 nt
Organism: Dunckerocampus dactyliophorus (ringed pipefish)
Lineage: Eukaryota; Metazoa; Chordata; Actinopteri; Syngnathiformes; Syngnathidae
Gene: fbxo8
Product: F-box protein 8
Exons: 8
Coding region: 210-1172 (320 amino acids)
Biological process (GO): regulation of ARF protein signal transduction
Molecular function (GO): protein binding; guanyl-nucleotide exchange factor activity
Source: RefSeq, a predicted model, not a curated record